Molecule: messenger RNA, 6585 nt
Organism: Hippoglossus stenolepis (Pacific halibut)
Lineage: Eukaryota; Metazoa; Chordata; Actinopteri; Pleuronectiformes; Pleuronectidae
Product: obscurin-like
Exons: 24
Coding region: 1535-6034 (1499 amino acids)
Biological process (GO): protein phosphorylation
Molecular function (GO): protein kinase activity; protein binding; ATP binding
Source: RefSeq, a predicted model, not a curated record
UUUCACCAUUUCACAAACACUCACAUCAUAAGUACUUUCAACUACCAUAGCAGCUGUCACAAGAUCCUCUCGGGUUAUGGCACAGAGUUAUGUAGUAGUUUGUAUCUGCACUGAAACAACUAUUAACUGCAUUAUAUCACAGAAUUUCUAAAAUACUAAAAGCACAAAUACAUUUCUAAUUUUUCCAUUUUUGAUUCAUGCUAAUGUCUAGUGCUGAAUGCAAGUGUCAGUGUUUAACUUCUCUCCUAGACUGCUGAAAUGACACCACAUUACACCAAACCCAUACCUAAACAUAACCAUCUCUAAUACCUGCACAUAACCAAUUCUAACCUCAAUUCUAACAUUUGUUCUUUGGUCGUGAGUUUGUGUCACUAUUCACUAAAUCUCUUCGACUAAUUUUCUUUCAUUUCUAAUGAUUUCUAACAAAACAAGCUUGUGUUUGCCAUAAACCAUUGGGAUCUUGUGGCAACUAUUCAACUUAAACACCAUACAGUAUUUCACAGCAUUUCUCUCACCCAUAAAAUUUGAUGCAUUUUUUGUAUGGAAUGAUUUUGUUUGAUUUUUUUUCCUCAUGUUCCCACCUUCCACACAAGGCAUGGACUGAAACAGACUUGAUCAUUUUCCUCCAUUAGAUUCAUGUUAUCAUCCAAAAGUCAGCCCAGCCCCUGAGGUGCCAUAACGAACUGUACCCAUUUAAAUAUAGAGCUAGCAAGUAUACCACUGUUACUGUUCUAUAUUAUACAGUGAUUUUCAAACAAUGUUAUUAACAUUAACUGUUACUAUCACAUACAUUCAUAAAUAAAACUAGAAUAAUUAAGUAAACGAUGGAAUUUUUCCAGAUAUUGGAAUUAUCAGAAGAUGUUGAUGAGAACCUGCUUAGUUUGACAAAUGAUAUACUUUAUGUGAAAUGUAAAGAAGUCUCACUCACAUAUUUUCUUAUUCUGGCUUUUGGACUCUGAUUCACCAUGUUUUCCCUCUCAUUGUUCAUAACCUACAUGUGUUUCCAUCUUCCCUCUACUAGCCCUCAAGGAGGAGGUUUCUCACAUGGACCGUUCCAUGCAAGUCUUCAUUGUCAUGAUAACAAAUAACCACUCAACAUUCCCCUUUUUCCUCCCUGCCAACGCAUGUCCAGCUAACUCUUCACUCCUACGAACACCAGAUGGUCAUGUGCUGGGCAGGUGUUCCCUUAGCGCCCAUGCAGGGGUGGGCAUGUUCCCACGUCCUGUUGGCGUGGUGGUUAAAUGGGGUUAAACCCUCAAGUCUCGAGGUAAGAAAUGCAAUAAAACUGCUCAUGGUACGUCAGGUAAUGUACUCUUCCACCUUUCCUUUUUUCCAAUGUUUCAAUAUAUUUACAUUACAGUCAAAGCCAAGUGACAAUUCCUUAAAACGUAGUUGAAGAAUAUUUAAAUCUGUGAGCCACAUAUUGUUGCUGAGUGGCAUUUUGGUCCUGAUAGAUGCAGACUCAGAGGGCUGGUCCACUGCCUUCGUGAAGAAGUGGUUACAGACUGAUUUUAGCCCCACUUCUAUCGCCAAGAUGCUUUUCACUCCUGGAAACCCUGAACAAGCAGAGUGUAGCACUGAAGAGACUCUUCCCGUCACCACACCCAUGGAUGAGUCGGCUCAGCAGCCUCUCUGUUACCUGGAGGAAGUGGAGGAGGAGAUUUACAUCUCUGAACCCAUGCAAGAAAUUACAGAUGCUCCUCCCUCCAUCCAGGUGCCCACUGAAGACCUGUGUGUGGACCCUGGUCAACCAGCUACAUUUACUGCCAUCAUCACAGGGAGGCCUGCCCCUCAGAUCCAGUGGUACAAGGAUGAAGACGAGCUUGCAGCCAAUGACAAUGUGGAGAUGGUACAGCAUGGUGCCCGCUGCUCACUGACCGUAGUGUGCUCCGAGGGCGAAGACAGCGGCACAUACACCUGCUUCGCCUACAACAGCUCUGGUCAUGACUCGUGCCAGGCUCAGCUCACAGUGGAGGAAGGUCCACUGGAGUGUCAGGAGAGAGAGGUGGAGCUGGGGAAGAGAAGGAAGUUGUUCUCUGUCUAUGAUGUUCAUGAGGAAAUUGGAAGGGGAGCGUUUGGAGUGGUGAAGCGUGUGGUCCACAGAAGGACAGGUGAAGUCUUUGCUGCCAAGUUCCUGCCUCUGCGCAGCAGCACUCGGACGAGGGCCUUCCAGGAGCGAGACCUGCUCUCCCGUCUGGCUCAUCCCAGAGUGGCCUGUCUGCUGGACUUCUUCUGCACCAGACGCACUCUGGUGCUGAUCACUGAAAUCUGCUGUUCUCAUGGACUUCUGGACCAUUUAUUACUGAGAGGAUCAGUCUCAGAGAAAGAAGUUCAGUCGUACAUCCAGCAAAUCUUUGAAGGUGUUGGCCACAUUCACAGCAUGAACAUCUUGCAUCUGGACAUUAAACCUGAUAACAUCCUAAUGGUAUAUCCACCCAGAGACGAGAUUAAGAUCUGUGACUUUGGCUUUUGCCAAGAAAUGGACACAUCCAGACACCAGUACAGCAUGUUUGGAACACCUGAGUUCAUUGCACCUGAGAUCGUUCACCAAGAGCCAGUCACUGGGGCCACUGAUAUUUGGGCUGUUGGGGUCAUGGCUUAUCUCUGUCUGGUGUGUCGAUGCCCGUUUGUGGGUGAGACAGACCGUGCGACACUGCUGAGAGUGGGGGAGGGGACCCUGAACUGGGACGCGCCUGAUGUCACCAGCAGGAGCCCAGAGGCCCAAAGCUUUCUCCACCUGCUCCUUCAGCCAGAUCCAGAGAGGCGACCGUCUGCCUUUGAAUGCUUGAGCCAUGAAUGGUUUCAGGAUGAAAAUGCUGGAGAGGACACUGAGGAAAUUAACACAAAGAGUUUGAAAGUAUUUAUCUCAAAAACAAAAUGGCAGCGGUCUUUGACUUGCAUCGGGUCAGUUCUCGCGUUGAGGCCCGUCCCCGAGCUGCUGGACGCUCCUCUCAGAGAGACUGCGGUGACUGUGCCUCGCGAGCUGCAGGAACACAGCAGCACCUCAGUGAGCAGCGGCUCGUCAUCUGAAUACGAUGAAGCUGACUCCUGGGACUUUUUCCAGCACUACAGCCCGACUGAGGAGGAGGAAGAGGAGGAGACAGAGGAGGAUUAUGAUCCUUUAAUGGAGAGAGCACAGAUCCCAGAGCCUUUCCCCAAACUCCACCUCGGUGCGGAGGAAGAGGAGGAGAUGACAUUAGGGGAGGAAGAAGAUGGGGAGAUGCUAGAAAGGAGGAGUGUAUUGGAGAGGAGUAUGAGCAGGCAGUCGGUGGCGUCAUCGGAUGCAUCUUGCCAACAGACACCUCAGAGGGAGCGUAGGUUCAGCAAGGACAGCAGUCCAUCUCUCUACCUAUCUGACUGGGAUGAGGGCUCGGGAAGUGAUGGAGGUCGUAUCCCUCGGGGCAGCGUGAUCCGAAGUACUUUCUACAGCAACUCUCAACAGCUUUCACCCAUGUCUGCUAGACACAUGUCGUUACGGGACAAAUUCCAGGCCAGAAAACAGGAGAGAGGCCGCAAACCACUCAGGAGGAGCUUCUCAGGACGCCUCAAUGAGCCUCUGAUUGAAUAUGUGGAGGAUGAGACGGAAACUAACCGUGGUCAGAGACGGGGAUCCAUCCAACCCUCGAUACAGAAAUCCUGCUCUUUUGACAGCGGAGUUGGUCUCGCCCACGGCAACGUGCCCCCUCACAGGAGGAGCAGGUCCCUGGAUGAGUGUUCACGUCGCUCCCCCAGCUCCCCCCCGCGCACAAAGCCGGGUGACGAAGAAGGUUCUCAAAGUCUGAAGGAAGAUUUUACAGAUGAUGAAGUGGCAGGGAGGAAGUUGUUGGCCAUUCCGAGUCCACGGCGACCCACAAGAAGAAGAGGCUCCACGGCUCCUGUACAUGGAGCUCACACACUGGGUGCAACCUCUGCUCCAUCAAACUUCCUUGCUGGAAACAGAACGAGCAACAGGCAGGAUAGGGAGCAGACAGAGGGAGGAAACACCCUUGCUGGCUCCCUGGGUUCUCUGGCUGAAUCAUAUAUUUUGGAACACGGUGGUUCAGAGUCUUCGAGCAGACUCGGCUCCUAUGAGGAGCUGAGUCAUGGUCAUCUCAGAGGAAGAUACAGAUCAGGAGACAGUGAAGAGUAUGAUGAUCACCAGGAGCCUCUGCUUUCAUCAUCCUCCUGCUCAUUCCAAGAAGUCAAAACCAGAGGCUCAUUUCCACAGGCACCGCCGCGUAACCGCACCCGCUCCAACCCCAACUUAUUUGCAAACAGCAGGGGCCAGCCGGGGCCCUCACUGACGCCGAGCCCCAGUCCCAGCCUCUCCUCCCUCCAAGCUCCAGAGAGGCCUCCCAGGGCCAGGGAUAAGAAGGAAGCUCAAGGCCUCCAGAGGCAUGCGUCAGCUCCAGCCCUGGAAGUCCGACCGCCCACAGGAAAGUCACCCAGGCUGGGACUGCUGAAGAUCUUCCGCAGGCAGUCGUGGACUGGUCACUCUUACUCUCAACUGGACGACCCAGAGUUAGGACCCACGUUAGGAGAGAUCAUGAAGCCUGAUACACCCACCAUGUCUCUGAGGAAGAAAAUGAGAGCUUCAGCCUCCAGCCUGACCAAGCUGUUCUCCAGGUCCUCCAGUAAAGAGGAUGUGAGUAAAGGGCCAAUAGUAAAAGGAUCAGCUGCCGUCCCAGCCGAAAGGGAACAGGGUCUAGAGAGUCCAAAGAAAAGGACAUCCAAAAUCCUGCCUUCUUUCAAAAUACCCAGAUUCAGAAAGACCAAAGAUCUGCUGGUCCGUCCCAGCAAAGCUGACGUGCUCCAGUUAGAUGGAGGCGGAGUCCUGCUGGUUUGGAAACCUGUCAAGUCCAAUGACCCCAUCACCUACUGUGUGCAGUACUGUACAGAUGGUGGGGAUUGGACGGUCCUGUCAGAGGAGGUGACGGACAGCAGCUAUGUGGCGAAGGAUUUACCGAGAGGAGCGUCGUAUGUGUUCAGGGUCGGCUGCAUCACCACGACGGGAGCUGGACCUUUCAGUGACGCCUCAGCCCCUGUUGUUAUGGCGACUCACCCUGAAGAGACUCAAAUCUCUCUCAUUCAGACUGAGACCCUGGGGUCAAAGGUCACUGGAUCAGCACAAAAGAACUUCAGCUUCCUUGCUGAGAUUAACAGGGGUCGGUUCAGCGUACUGAACCUUUGCAGGGAUGUUGAGACCAGCCAAGUGUUUGCUGCAAAGAUCACCCCCUACCAGGCAGAGAAGAGGCAGCUGGUGCUGAGAGAGUACCAGCUGCUGAAGAGGCUUCACCACCCACAUCUGGUGCAGCUGCACGCCGCCUACAUCACCUCCUGCUACCUGGUGUUAGUGGAGGAGCUUUGUCCUGGCAAGGAGCUGCUCUACAGUCUGGCUGUGAGAGACCUGUAUGCAGAGUCUCACGUUGCAGAGCUGCUGGUUCAGAUUCUCGGUGCCGUCGACUACCUUCACAGCCGUCGAAUCAUCCACCUGGACCUGAAGUCGGACAACAUGCUGGUGGAUGACAACCACUUGAAGAUCGUUGACUUUGGCUCGGCUCAGUCCUUCACGCCCGGACAGCCCCUCAACGUUGAGCACAUCGAAGGCCUGUCGGAGAGCAAAGACUGCCGCAGCAAAGUUUAUAUUGUCCUUCCUAAAGCUCCGGAAAUCCUGGAGGGUCAGGGCGUCGGGCCUGAAACAGACAUCUGGGCUAUUGGGGUUCUGUCAUUCAUCAUGUUGAGUGCCAACAGUCCGUUCCAGGAAGAGCAAGACAGAAACAUCAAGAAGGGGAAGAUCCAGUUUGGAUGCUGUUACCCUGGUCUGUCAGAGGGAGCCUUAAACUUCAUGAAGAGCAGCCUGAAUAACAAAUCAUGGGGGAGACCCACUGCAGCCGAGUGUCUCCAGAACCCAUGGCUCCGUGCUCAUCGUGUUCCUCACAAAGUGCGACACUCCAAGGUGUGCUUCUCCACAGACAAGCUCAAAGCGUACCUCACGCAGAAGGAGGAGAAACGAGAGCUGGUCCGCACCAAGCUGCAGGGGCCCUUCUUCCAGUAAGACAAUGAUGCCCCCUUCAAAGAAAGUGGGAUUUUCUUUCACCAGCCGAUUUCCCUAAACAAUCUGCAGCCUAUUUAAUUUCAGUUGUGUGGUAAGAUUUUUAAAAUCGUUUUUGAAUAUCAUCUGAUUUUGAAAAUGUGAUGCGUCUUAAUGAGUUUUCAAAAUGUUCUUAUGCGUUAGGUUUUACAUGAGAGUGCGGUGCAUUUAGUUUAGAUUUUGUUCAUGUGGCAACAGAUCAGGGAUAAAGUAAAGUCAAUGCAAGUGUGAAUCUUGAUUUGUGACAUGAGAAUCAGUUGUUAUCAAACAGCUGCACGUGUUCGGUCUGACAGUAAAACAUAUUGUCUGUGUUAUUCUGCUCCGUAUAAGCCAAUAUAUUUCUGACUAUUUAAUUUAAAUCUUUACAGGUUAAGCUUACAAUGUGUAAAAGGGAACUCGAUAAGCUGUUUGGGUUUUAUUGGAAGCUUCUAAGUUUCAUGUUGAUAAUAUGUUGGGUCAGCAAUCUCCCUGAAUGACGUAAUGAAUGACAGAUUCAUUAAACAACACAAAAGUGA